Molecule: messenger RNA, 1240 nt
Organism: Hippoglossus stenolepis (Pacific halibut)
Lineage: Eukaryota; Metazoa; Chordata; Actinopteri; Pleuronectiformes; Pleuronectidae
Product: protein MIX23-like
Exons: 8
Coding region: 204-824 (206 amino acids)
Cellular component (GO): mitochondrion; mitochondrial intermembrane space
Source: RefSeq, a predicted model, not a curated record
GAUGUUCUGUCACAGAAGGGUGGGGGGGUGGAGGUGUGCUCUCCCUGCCUCCGGCUCUCCAUGUGUGCACCAGAACAGAGCCACGCCACAAAUACAUUUUGAAUGAUAAACAUAUAUAUUUGUUUUGGAUGGUUUGGAGUUGACCUGAAGCUGCUGGCUGUCUCUGUGUCCCGCUGUGGGUUUCUCAGGAGGUGCUGAAGGUGAUGCGCACCAUGGAUGGCCGCAUCGUCCACGGACUGAACACCACCGUGCCCACAGUUUCCUUCUCAGGCAAAGUUGAUGCCACACAAACAUGCAAACAACUGUAUGAAUCUAUGAUGGAGGUCCAUCUGAGCAGAGACCAAGCUGUCAAGGCCUGUAUAGCCAAAGCAUCUGCGGUGGUGGGACAGCUGGGUGAGGAAAGAGCAAAAGACUGCGAGGACCUGGCAGUCAUCAAACAACUCAGGAAGGAGCAGACCAAAUUCCAUGGAAAUCAAGAUGAAGCAACACCUCUGACACACCCACAUGUGUUCAUUGGAAAAACAACCGAGGUGCUGAAGGUGAUGCGCACCAUGGAUGGCCGCAUCGUCCACGGACUGAACACCACCGUGCCCACAGUUUCCUUCUCAGGCAAAGUUGAUGCCACACAAACAUGCAAACAACUGUAUGAAUCUAUGAUGGAGGUCCAUCUGAGCAGAGACCAAGCUGUCAAGGCCUGUAUAGCCAAAGCAUCUGCGGUGGUGGGACAGCUGGGAGGUGCUGAAGGUGAUGCGCACCAUGGAUGGCCGCAUCGUCCACGGACUGAACACCACCGUGCCCACAGUUUCCUUCUCAGGCAAAGUUGAUGCCACACAAACAUGCAAACAACUGUAUGAAUCUAUGAUGGAGGUCCAUCUGAGCAGAGACCAAGCUGUCAAGGCCUGUAUAGCCAAAGCAUCUGCGGUGGUGGGACAGCUGGUCAUGAAAAAUCUGAAUUUCAACAUCCCACCGGAUAUAAGAUGACCAAAGAAAGGUCUUUGGAUCCCUGUGAAGAAGGUCUGGAACCCCAGUCACUUCGGUCCUCUCGUCUCUUAAAUGUCAGAGGUAGAGGAAGAAGAUUUUUUUCUCCCGGGUGGCCAAUCACCGAAGACUUCUCGGGUCCAGACGAUCUUUCAAGGGAUCCUGUUCGUGACGCCAAGUUUGUCGUGGAAAUUGAUCUUGUUAUUAUUAUUUUUUUUCAGGCAAAUUAAUUGGCUUUUUGAGGGCUUUAACAUGCUCAAAU